Mercurialis annua (annual mercury) is the source of this 1976-nucleotide messenger RNA. RefSeq lists its product as uncharacterized. Bases 1461 to 1919 code for a protein of 152 amino acids. Gene Ontology annotation, molecular function: zinc ion binding. Lineage: Eukaryota; Viridiplantae; Streptophyta; Magnoliopsida; Malpighiales; Euphorbiaceae. The record is from RefSeq and is a predicted model, not a curated record. The transcript has 2 exons.
AUCAUCUCAAACAAGGAAAGCAAUCAUAAUGAUGCGAAAGAGAGGCGCAGGGUUGUUCUGUGUGGUUAUAAUUGCCAUGGCUGCAUUGCUCAACUGCGCCGAAGCAGCGAAACAACCGCCGGCGAAACAACCCGGCCCUGCGCCAGUUGAUAAAUGUAAAACAAAGGAAGGUCUUUAUCUACCAGAAUGCAUAGGUCACAGGCCUGGGCCUAUCCCGGUUAACAAAUACACCCGUGGUUGCUUAAACUUGAACAAGUGUCGCAGCCAACAUGGCUAAACAUCGCCAUACACUACUCUCUGCCAUACACUACUCUCUUUUACAUUGAAUUUAAUAUUUUCAUUAUUUGUUUGAUUUCUGGUUCGUGUUCGAAUCUUAAUUAAUUUAUAUUAUAUUCAUUUUUAGUUUAAUUUGAUUUUGUUACAAUGAUCAAAUUAAUGUUACUAAAACAAUUCAAUUCAAUCUUAUUUUAUAGUGUGGAUCUUGACAUUUAUUUUAUCGUUCUUUGUUUGUUAAUUAUGCUAAAAAAAAUAAGGCUUAACCCCUAAAAAACCCCUCACCUUUCAAUCUCCCUUCGUUUUCACCCUCGCCUUUCAAAAUCUCCAAUUUUACCCAAAUUAUCACCUUUCAUUUUCAAUUGCAUCCUAAAAAUAUUAAAUUGGGCUUUUGUCACUAAAAAAAGUUGAAAUCGAUACUUUAUAUUUUAAUUCAUGUUCUAAAUAGUCCUUACUGUUUAAAUUUCAACCACAAAACCAUAUUUGAGGAUAUUUUUAAUUGAUUUCUAUUUUAUAUAAAAAAAAUUUAACUUUUAAAAUUUUAGGAAAUAUGGUUUUAUUGUUAAAAUUUAAACAUUGAAGAUUAUUUAGAAUAUGAAUUAAAAUAUAAAUUAUCGAUUUGAACUUUUUUAUAGUGAAAAAGAGCUAAUUUAAUACUUUUAGGGUGCAAUUGAAAAUGAAAGGUGAGAAUUUGGAUAAAAUUGAAAAUUUUAAAAGAUGAAGGUGCAAAUGAAAGGGGGUUGAAAGGUGGGGUUUUUCAGAGAAUUGGCUAAAAAAUAAAUGACCCCACCUUCCUAAACAAAGUAUCAUGGUUGAAAGAGGGGAAAAGGGGCAAAUAUGACCCUAAUGUUUGGGGUAAAGACCAACUAAGCCCCUAAUCAAUUUUCAGUCUCAAAAGGACCCUUAACGUUUUGAAACAGGACCAGAUAAACCCUUCUGCUUCACAGUGUUUAUUCCCGUUAGUUUUUGCCCACCUGUAAUUUCCACCUCAUUUAUUAAUGCAGGCAUUUAAUUCCACGUGGCCCUCUAAUUAAUACACUCACCCACUACACUCACCCACUACACUCACCCACUCAUCAGUAAUUGAAAUUCUUGAACCCUAAUUGAAAUCCCCAAUUCUCCAUUCUUCAUUUCAUCUUCCUUCUUUCUAAUUUUCUCUUCCAUUUGCUGCAACGGCUCUCGUAAUUAUGGCUUCAUCGUCUUCUUCGUCACGUAAACAAAGAAGAACGUGUGAUUACACUUACGAAGGAACAAAAUUCUGCAACUGUGUAAUUAGAGGGCGUAGAAAUCGACCAGCACCAAGGUUCUUCUCUUGGACACCGAAUAAUCCUUGUAGGAGGUUUUAUGGAUGCAUAGAUUACAAGGAUGAUGGUGGCUGUAAUUUUUUUGAAUGGCAUGAUGGGCCAAUGAGUGAGAGGGAAAAAAAUGUAAUGAAUGCCCUAAUUGAAAAAAGGGAGCAAAGCUUGAAGGCUGGACCAGACAUCGUUGCAGAUGAACUAGAGGAAUUGUGGUAUGAAGUGAGGAUUUUGAAGAAGAAAGAGCAAUGUGGAGAUUAUGAAUUGAUGGUUGCUAAAAAAAAGUUGAGAUGGGCAUACAUGUUUUCUGCAUUCUCAAGCCUUGUAAUACUGUGUAUGCUUGUAUUGUAGAAUGCAACAAAGUUGUAGUGUGUAUUGGUUCCUUUGAAUGGUUUUUGAAUGGUUUGA